Molecule: messenger RNA, 3799 nt
Organism: Castor canadensis (American beaver)
Lineage: Eukaryota; Metazoa; Chordata; Mammalia; Rodentia; Castoridae
Source: RefSeq, a predicted model, not a curated record
AUGCUGAUAAAGCCAGGAGUUGACAGUGGCUUCACGCUGCCGGGAAACAGACUUCAGCUUGGCCCAAUCCCCUCACAGAGUCCUUUUGCUUCUCUAGCUCCAGCGUACCCCAGAUUUUCGGGGAGUCUGGCAUCCACCUUCCUACCCGUGAGCCACUUGGAUCACCAUGGAAACAGCAAUGUUCUCUACGGGCAACAUCGUUUCUAUGGAACCCAAAAAGAUAACUUCUACCUGCGAAAUCUGCCCCCUCAACCUCCGAUCCUGCCUACCAACCACAACUUCCCCAGCGUGGCCCGUGCUACCCCUGCCCACCCCAUUGGCUCCUGUAGCCGGGACCGGGUUGAGGCUGGUCCCCCACAGAAGGGCCCUAAAGAGUUUGACCGCUUCCUCAUGGGCAAAGAGCUGGGCAAAGAGAAAGCCAGCAAGGCAGCAGAGGGCAGGGAGCGGCCAGCAGCAGAAGAGGACAGUGGCAAGGAACGGCACAAGCUGGUGCCACCCAUGCCAGCUGAUGGGCCCUGCAAGGAAGCAGGUGCUGCACCCCGGGGCUCCUGCAAUGGCCGCCCUAAGCACCUCACCUCCUGUCUCCUCAACACCAAGGUGCUCAAUGGUGACGUGGGCAAGGUUGCUCUGGCCAGCUGUGCAGGGGGUGUGCUGGGGCGGCCCGGAGUAAGUGUGGCAGCUUCUGGACGCUGUGCCAAGGAGGUGGGCCCCGUGGAGCCCGGGCCAGCCUUCAGCGAGUGCCUGGAGCGGCGGCAGAUGCUGCAUCACACCGCGUCCUACACGGUGCCAUCCGGCCUGCCCACCGGGCCACCCCCACCCCUCAGCACAGCCGCUGGCUCUUUCCCCUGCCUUCAGCUGCACACAGGCCCAGAUGGACUCUGCCCUCUGCAGGACAAAGUCUCCCGGGACCUAAAGGCCAGUGGGCCCACCUUUGUGCCUUCUGUGGGACACCUGGCUGACAAGAGCCGCCCCUUCCAGGCGGCCGAGGCCUGUGCUGUGGCAGGUGAGGGCAAGGACCGGCACCUGGAUGGGGCCAUGGCCCCUGACCAUGCCACGCCCUAUGGAGUCUCCUAUGCCCACCUGAAGGCUGAGGGCAAGGGUGAGCGGCGGCCUGGGGGCUUUGAGGCAGCCCUCCACCCCCGGCUAAAGGGGCUAGAGUAUCUCAGCACAGGCCCUGAGGCCCCCUUCCCUGGACUCCCCAAGGGCGGUCUAGACAAAAGCAACUACUUCGAGUUGCCGGUCCCUUCACAGGACUGUGCCCGGCCCAGCCACCAGGACCCGCUGGGCGGGAAGGCUGCCCAGGCCUGCUGCACUUUAGACAAAGCACCCAGCAAGGAGGCCCCCACCGGCCCCCCUGGGGCCCAGAAGGUGGCCCGGAUCCGACAUCAGCAGCAUUUGGUGGCCCCUGAGCUGGAGCCAGGGGGCAGUGGGGCUGAGGCUAAGCGCAAGUCCUUGGAGCUGGCAUCUCUGGGCUACAGUGGGCCCCACCUACCCCCAUGGAGUGUCCAGACAGGCCAGGGCACCCCCAUGGCCAUCAGCGAGGAGCGCAAGGGCAGUGCCUACCUGGACCCCUUUGGCAGUAGCUUGCAGCAGGCAGCCCUCCUGUCCCAGGAGCUGCCCACCCCACCGGAUGAGGUCUCUGCCAUGAAGAAUUUGCUCAAGUACAGUAACCAGGCCCUGGUGGUGGGUCAGAAGGCACCCUUCGUGGGCCUGGGCAGCCUCAAAGCUAGCUGUGUCCAGCAGGAAGCAAAGUUCUCGGCCUCCAAGGGCCCAGGCCCAGUGGAGAGGCCAGAUUGUGCCCGCAGCCGAGAGCAAGAUGCCCCACAUGGAGAUGGGGAGGUGCGGCAGCCUCCUGUGGGCAUUGCAGUGGCUUUGGCCCGGCAGAAGGACACAGUAAGCAGGCCUGACACAGUCUACAGCAACAACAGUGGACGGCAGGGCCGGGCUGCCCCUACUGUCAGAGCUGGUGCGGGGCCACGUGUACACAUGCUGGACCUGGAAGGUGAGGAGGAGAGGACACGGAUGUGUGAUGACCGCCUGGGGCUGGCUGGCCGUGAGCUACUGCUACAGGACAACAAAGACCUCGUGGAAUUUGCUCGGAUCCACCCCUCGAGCAGCUGUCCCGGAGACCUGGCCCCCCACCUCAUGAUGCAGGGCAGCCAGCUGGGCGGGGACCCAGCCCCCCACCCCCACCCUGCCCACCCGCCCUGGCUGCCCCGCACCCGCAGCCCCUCCUUGUGGAUGGGGGGACAUUCCUACGGCCUUGGGCACCCUGCCCUACACCAGAACCUGCCCCCUGGCUUCCCUGCCUCUGUGCCCGGCUCCAUGGCCUCAGUGUUCCCCCUGCCCCAGGACACCCCCACACAGCUGGUCAUCCUACCCUCGGAGCCCACACCCCACAGCCCACACACACUGGCUGAAGUCAUGGACCAGGCCUCACUGUGGCCUCCCAUGUAUGGAGGCCGGGGCCCUGCCUCGCAUAUGCAGCGCCCAGGCCAGCUCCCCGUGUACUCAAGGUCCCAGCUGUUGCGGCAGCAGGAGCUGUACACCCUGCAGCAGCAGCAGCAGCAGCAGCAGCACCACCAACAGCAGCACCACCAACAGCAGCAGCAGCAGCAGCAGCAGCGGGCUGCCCACUUCCAGCGGAAGCCUGAGGACCACCACGUGGAGCUGGAGGAGCCCACCCAGGAGAAGGCCCCGAAGUCCACCCACAAGCCAGUUGCCUUAACCCCCAUGGCCAAGAGCACCCCCUCGCCCAACACUGCAGGCCCGGUCAAACUGUCUCCCUGCUGCCACUCGCCCACCGUGAAGACCCCUGCCAGCUGUCCCACACCACCACCUUGUCCCAGUGCCCGCUGCACUUUAUCCGUCUGCCCGGCCAGCAGCCCUGAGCCUGGCUCCAAGGUGCCCAGUACCGAGGAUAAGAGUGGGGAGGGCCGGCAGGCUGGAGCUGACCUUACCACGUUGGAACCAGAGCUGCCUCCAGGAUUUCUGCGCCCCGCAGCCAGCAUGGGCUUCUCCUCCCUUUCCUCAGAUGUACACUCCUCUGACCUCCCAGAUCCCGAAACUAUGCAAACUGCCACCCCAGGGGCCCAGUCUGAGCCCACAAGGACGUUCCUGCCCAGGGAGCCAUCUCCCUGCAGCCCUGGGAAACUGGAGGGACCCCGGCUGCUCUCAGGGGCCAGGGAGGCCACCCAGAACCUUGCCGCUAUACCCCACCCCGCCGAGCGGGGGUCCCCGGGGAAGGCAGAGGACCCCAGCCCACUUGAGGGCCUACAAGAACUGAGAUUUGGGGCUCUCCUUGAGGGAGGGGGCCCUGAGGCCACUGACCAGGCUACUUCUACUCAGGGAGGGGCGCAAGAGGAGAGGACUAGAGAGGAGGGGGCACAGGGGCCCCUAACAGGUACCUCCCCACAAGCGCCAGAGAAGCUAGCAGGGAGCCCGGGUGCCCUGGACAAGGAUGAGGAGGGUACCCAAAAGGCCCUGGAGAAGGCCCAGAUGCAGGAGGAGGAAGCCCAACUGGGGGAGGAAAGUGUGGGGGACUCAGAGGAAGAGGGGAGGGCUCCCAGCUGCAGCCACCCACCCAGGGCACUGCUGGGCUUGGAUGCCUUGGUAGCUGCCACUGUGGACCUGGGAGACCUGCCUAGCAUCAGCCUGCCAGAUCCUCAGCCACCCAUGGCCUCUGGGUCCCCAAACACUGCUCCCCUGCCCUGUGGCUCAGGGAUUCAUGGAAUUGCCCUGCUCAGCGAACUAGCCGACCUGGAGAUCCAACGUCAGAGGAGUGAGCAUGCCACACAAG